GAGAGGGGGCUGGCCCGGCCCCUGGGGCAGGUGCGGGGCAGGCCUCAGACACAGAGCCCCAGAACGGGCAAAGGAGAAGGGGCGAGAGAGAGGGCUCGGGGCGGCCGCGGACGCCGGAGGGGCUGCCUUCUCACCCACCGCUGCUGGGACGCUGACCGCGGGCUGCGUGCCUUCAGGCAACGAAAACGGACCCCGCGGUCCCUGGAGGGCGGGGCUCCACGAUGAGGCUCGGGGCCAAAGCUGAGGAGGGGGCGGGGCCGGCUCCUCCUGGGGGGCUCCCCACAUUCUUGGCCGAGGCCCCAUCGCCCCAGUGUUGCCGCUCGAGGGCCCUGGUGGUGCCCUUGGGCCCCCAGGUGAUCGAGAACACCGGCCAGUCCCCAGGCCCUUGCUCGCACCCAAAGCGCACGCGCCGUGUGCCCGCCCGGUGCUCUCACACCCCCGCGUGCCUGUCUCACCUGCCGAGAGGAAGAAAGGAAAAGGGCGGGAGCGUGCAGCCGGUGGAGAGGGGGUGGCCCGGGCUCCAGGGAAAGGCUGAUGCCCGCUCACGCCCACCGGCCUCCCGGCACCUGGGGGCUGCGCACCCCCCGGGGGCCGGAACGCGGUCCGCCCGGCCUCUGCCUCGCCAGGGUGGCAGCCGCCAGCCCGGGUCUGCGGUGGCAGUCCGACUGGGCCCCUCUCCCCCAGGGUACCGAGAAGGCUUUCUCUGGAAGCGCGGCCGGGACAACGGGCAGUUCUUAAGCCGGAAGUUUGUGCUGACGGAACGCGAGGGGGCCCUCAAGUAUUUCAACAGAAGUGACGCCAAGGAGCCCAAGGCCAUCAUGAAGAUCGAGCAUCUGAACGCCACCUUCCAGCCGGCCAAGAUCGGUCACCCGCACGGCCUGCAGGUCACCUACCUGAAAGACAACAGUACUCGAAACAUCUUCGUCUACCACGAGGACGGCAAGGAGAUGGUGGACUGGUUCAACGCGCUCCGUGCUGCCCGCUUCCACUACCUGCAGGUGGCCUUCCCAGGGGCCAGUGACGCAGACCUGGUGCCGAAGCUGUCCAGGAACUACCUUCAGGAAGGCUACAUGGAGAAGACAGGGCCCAAGCAGACGGAAGGCUUCCGCAAGCGCUGGUUCACCAUGGACGACCGGAGGCUCAUGUACUUCAAGGACCCCCUGGACGCCUUCGCCCGUGGGGAGGUCUUCAUCGGCAGCAGGGAGAGCGGCUACACGGUGCUGGACGGGCUCCCGCCGUCCACCCAGGGCCACCACUGGCCGCACGGCAUCACCAUCGUCACGCCAGAGCGCCGGUUCCUACUGGCCUGUGAAACGGAGUCGGAGCAGCGGGCGUGGAUGGAGGCCUUCCGGAAGGUGGUGGACAGGCCCAUGCUGCCCCAGGAGUACGCAGGUGAGGUGGGCGGGGCAGCCCAGGGCCCCAGCCGCACGGCCCCGAGCGGCCCUGACCCGUGGGACCGUGUCCCUUUUCCAGUGGAAGCCCACUUCAAGCACAAGCCCUAGCACGGACGCUCCUGGAGGCCUGAGGACUCCGGACUCGCCAGAGGUGGCAGGAGAGGCGGCGGCCGGCGGAAGGAGGGACCCGGCAGCCCCCGACGUGGCCAGGUGGGGCCUGAGCCUGAGCCGCUAGGACCCGUUUGUCUGGAACGCCCCUGGGAGCCGGCCGGGCCCGACCCCACCGAGCCG
This is a messenger RNA of Kogia breviceps (pygmy sperm whale), 1685 nucleotides long. Lineage: Eukaryota; Metazoa; Chordata; Mammalia; Artiodactyla; Physeteridae. The record is from RefSeq and is a predicted model, not a curated record.